Adineta ricciae is the source of this 3381-nucleotide messenger RNA. Lineage: Eukaryota; Metazoa; Rotifera; Eurotatoria; Adinetida; Adinetidae. The record is from the annotation of a GenBank genome assembly.
AUGUCUAGAGCGAAAGUGAGAUUAUGGCUUGAAAUUCACAUCUAUCUCCUGAUACUCAUCACUACGCAUAGCGAGCUGACCUCAUCCACUACACACGUAACAAAUGCUUUUACUAGUAAUUUACAUAUGUCUUUUGAAGAGUCUGUGCUAACAUUGUUACUUGUAGGUGAAUCAUGUACUACUGAUUCAUCGAAGGGGAUCGAUGUGAUUACACGAACUUCAUCAAUGUUCGAAGCACUGAUCACUUACAAUUGUUCAUCGAUUAAUUCUUCUCAAUUAUUUGUUUGGAGUAACGGAACCGAAGUCGAUGGUUGUCACGUCACCGAUCAUUCUAAUGAAACAGUUUUUCUUUCGUGUACAAAUAUUUCAAAUCACGCAGGUCGUAAUUGGUCUUUUUCUAUCGUUUCGACAACGCCUUCGGUACUUAACGAAACAUUUGUUAUUACAUUAACACCAUUAUUUCUUCAAAAUUCAACCAAUAUUUCCAUAACUAUCGAUUCAAGUCUGACGUCUGCGUUGAUUUCUAUUCCCAACUGCGAAGAGAUAGCCGAUCUACAAUAUCUUCGUUUUCAAUGUGAUAAGAACAAUUCGACUUCAUCAUUGAAUCCUCUUUCAGCUGAUUGUGAAAUAACAUGUUCAAAUUUAAUCCCCGGAUCGAUUUAUGAAGGAUCAUUAAUUCGAUUGUCUAUGCCCAUUGCAGAUAGAAGUGGUGAAGUGUUCGAAGAAGAUUAUCUCAAUCAAACUUAUAUCGUUGACCUCGACCAAGUGAAAAAUUUGACGGUUGAACUCCAGGGUAACAGUGCGAAUAUUUCCUUCAUUCGUCCUCAUGGAAAUUUUGAUGGAAUUAAUUUGAAUUGCACUGCUGCAGAUCAAAGUUGCUCGGACAUGCCGACUAAUUUAACAGCUAGUUGCUCGAAUUGUACAUCAAUGUUGAUCUCUCCAAUUGAAUUCGGAGUUAGAUAUGAAUGUGAAGCUGUAACAAUUAAAGAAGGCUUUGUCGAUAUCUAUUCCCAUGAAUUGACUUUUUCUACACCUAUUAAAAAAGUAGAUUUUAAUCAAUCUACCUCGAGCGUCAUUGAGCGUAAUCGAUUUAAAUACAAAGUUCUUCCUCAAAGUGAUUUCGAUUACUUCAGUACAAUUUGUAUACUCGAUGCAAAAUCGGGCUCUCCUUGUAAAGAUAUUCGGGUUAACCAUAGUCAAUGUUCAACUGUUCUCAUUCAUGAAGCAAUUCUUGGUUGCGAUUAUCACUGUACGAUAAUAACAAGAAAAUCGAACUACCCAGAGCAAGACUCGAAUAGUUAUUUUCAACAGAUUUUUCCAAUCGAUGCUCCAAAUAUUUAUAAUUAUACGGCGACGUCACGAGCAAUUACUAUUAGAUGGGAACUUACUGAUAAUCAUAUUUUCUAUUCCAAGUUUGAGGUUUUCCUAAAUCAAUCUAAGUUAGCAGACAAAGAUCGAGGAGUAGAUUUUCAUGAAACGAAACGUCUGUUGCCAAAUGUCGACUAUAAAUUUCGAGUCGCACUUGUUUCCAAUCGUGUGCUCAAUUCUUCGUCAGUCAUAGUCAGAACGAAUGAAGAAAUUCCGAAAGAACCAACUGAAGGUGAUAUUCAACGUAAAAUUGUCUUUGACGCAGAUCAUCCACACUCGACAGCAACGCAAUCAGUUAUCAAAUUUGAUCCAACCCUAUUUUCGGAUGACUAUGGUUACGUCAACAGCUAUUCAUUCUAUGUUCGACAAGACCAAAAUAAACAAGGAAUUCUUCCAGAUAUAAAUGGAAGUUACCAAACAGCUUGGAUAAAUUCCUCUAUUGAUUAUUUGGCGAUUUUUCAAUUGAGAAAAUCUGAACGUACAUAUCGCAGUGAUACGAUGCAAUUGAUCAUUGGCAAUCAAAGCCAUUGUCCAAAUGAAUCAAUAGCAAGAGUUCCUUGUAAUGGAAAAUUAAAACCAAAUAGCAAUUAUUCAUUGAUCAUUAGUGCGUGUAAUAUGGCUGGCUGUAGGUUUAUACGUUGGAAAAUGUUUCGUACGAAGGCUGAAAGUCCAGCGAAAGGGUCGAAUACGUGGAUUUAUAUAGCCGUAGGAGCAGGAGGGGUGGCAUUUGUACUUAUUGUUUUCAUUUUUAUACGGCGAAUAAAAAGACAGCGAAAUACAACUGACACAGACAUUCCUCUCUCUCGUGUUGAAUCUGCUCGUACUCCAAAGAAACCAAAGCCACUUUAUAAAUAUGUUAAUAUGUCACAACGGGAUGAGCGAGCAAUUUACAAUGAAUAUCAAGAGUUAGAACGGUGUCAUUCGUCUUGCACACGACCGAAUGAAGACGCGAAAUACGCCGAUUACGAUCGAUAUCAAAACAUCUUCGCUCGUGGACCAUGGUGUCAAACAGCUGUCCACUUGACAGGCGCCGCGCAUCGCUUCAACGAUUAUAUCAAUGCAAAUCACAUAAAAGGUUAUGAUAAUAAAAAAUGGUAUAUUGCUUGUCAAGGUCCACUUAAAGAUACCUGUGAAGACUUCUGGGAUAUGAUUUAUCAAUUUCGUGUGCGAAAGAUAAUUAUGCUAACACAUUGUGAUCAACGAACUCAAUGUCAAUCUAAAUCGAAAUGUUUUCCGUAUUUCCCCGCUAGGAAAAACGAAAGAUUAUCAUUUGACCGUUGGACUGUCACAACGCAAAAAGUUCUAUACCAACGUGAACUGGAUUUACGAAUUCGUUAUAUACAUUUGAAAGGAAUCAAUAGAAAUCAUGGUGAACAUCGUGUAAUUCAUUAUGGUUUCACCGGUUGGAAAGAUUUCAAUGCAAUCGAACCAAGUACCUUACUGGAAUUAAUUGAUACAAUUAACAAUCAUGAUCCUGAAGAAGAAAGAGAGAACGAACCUCCUGAAGUUGUUCAUUGCAGCGCGGGUGUUGGUCGCACGGGAACUUACAUCGCAGUUGAUACAAUUGUUCGUAUGCUUGACGAUCAGUCAAAUGAUUUGCAAACCAUGGAGCUGGAUGUCAUGAGUAUUGUUUAUCAUUUACGAAAAGAUCGAAUGAAAAUGGUUCAAACAUAUGCUCAAUAUGUGUUAGUUAAUCAUUGUGUAGGAGAAUACCUAAGGCGAACUAAUCAACUAGGUCUUGUUGCCAGACAAUUCUCAGGUGACGAUGAUCCCUACAUCAAUAGUUUGGUAUUACCCAAACAAGGCACAGUGCGAUCUCAUUAUUCGAAUAUGUCUGAAAGAAAAUAUUCCACUCAGCGAUCGGUAUCAACUAUUGGCACUCAACGGUCUCGGCGUCAAUCGAAUUUAUCAGGGCAUGAAGAUCGUUAUAUUCGUAGGAAUCACGAGGAUGACCAUCUACCACCAAUACCUCCACGACGAAGCGUCAGUGUACAAAAUUCGUCGGAUUAUUGA